UACAUGCUUUUAGCCAAACUCAUGUAACUUCUAUCUAUCUAGAACUUUACCUUUAAUCAUAGCCUGAGUGGGCAUCUGCCGGGAGAGCUUUGACAGUGCUUUGACGGGGUCAGGCUGGAUGGCCUCCGGGGAAGGAGCCCCUCAAGGAGUGCUGACGAGUCCCAAGGCCUUGGUGGGCGUGUUCGGGGCGCGGCUUCCUCGGCCGGGCUUCCUUUGCCUUUCCUUCCCGUCCAAGCGAGGAUGCCGCCGGCUUCGGGGCUGCUCCUGGCCGGCCUGGCCCUCAGCGCGGCCUCCUUCCUCUGCGGAGUCAUCUGCGCCUCCGCCCUCACCGUCACACAGGGGGAGUUUGGGGGCCGCUGCAUCCUCUACGGCUCGGUGAGCUACAACGGGAGCAUCACCCUCUCGGCCUCCAGCCCUCCGUCCCUCUGCCGCUUCGUCUCGGCCGUCUCCAUCCUGACCUCCGUCCUCUCCUUCGUGGUCUUGAUCCGCGGCAUCUACUCCACCUGCUUUGGAGACGGGACCCCGGACAGUGGCGUGUGGCUCAAGGGCUCCUUGGCGGUCUCGGCCGGCGUCCUCUUCUUCUUGAUGAUCUCCGCGUGCAUCCUCCGGGUCGGGAUGGACGCUCUCUGCGCCUCCAUCCACAGAGCGGCCGCGGCCUUAAGCUGCCAAGAAGCCCAGCAUCAAAAGUGGGUCCCUCCCAUCCGUCCCGAAAGGUUUUACGACAACCUCUACACGGCGGAGGCGGCUGCUUGGGUGAACUUCUUCUUCUGGUGCCUGAUGAUCGCGAUGCUCUGCGUGUCGUAUUUCGGCGAAAGCCCGUCUCGGACGCUCCGGGUUGGCGGUCAGUCUGACGAGGCGGCCCCCAUCAUUGGAUCGCUCGGACCUUGAGAACCAUUUGUCUCUAUUUAUCAUUUCAUUCUAAGGAUAGGACAAUGUGUGUCAAGAGGAGCAUCCCGGAAUGUUUUGCGGUUCCGGCGGAUUCUGCAAAGGAUGCUCGGAAUCCGAAAAUCAUUGCAGCUCUUGCCGGCGUCUUCAACUUUUCUUACUGUGCCAAAAAAAUGUGCCUGUCCCCACAGAGACGUUAUUAUUUGAGCCUUUCUUAGUUAGAAGGGUUCCGUUUUUUAUUGUAUAGUUCAUGGGAGGCCACCAUAAGUAGCUUGGAAAGCCACAAAGCCGGAUCCAGCAGCUUCCUCGAAGGCAGAACCAUUUGCAAGAAGGUCUUAGAGGAGCAAGGAGGAUGGACACAUUGCACGUUUGGAAGUUGAUGCUGGAAAUUGGAGAAAUCCUGCCCCAGGAGUAUGGAAGGCAAGACAAGAAAGGACACAGAAAGAAGAACUACAGUUGAGCCAAGCCUCCAACUUUUCCUACAAAUUUCAAUUGUCCUGGGAGGAGUCUGAAUGCUGACAUUGUAUUUCCUUAUUAAAUUCCUUGCUAACGGUU
This is a messenger RNA of Anolis carolinensis (green anole), 1440 nucleotides long. RefSeq names its product transmembrane protein 179B (gene tmem179b). The coding region runs from base 241 to 888 and encodes 215 amino acids. Lineage: Eukaryota; Metazoa; Chordata; Lepidosauria; Squamata; Anolidae. The record is from RefSeq and is a predicted model, not a curated record. The transcript is spliced from 5 exons.